This is a messenger RNA of Juglans regia (Persian walnut), 3086 nucleotides long. Its product is annotated as pentatricopeptide repeat-containing protein At3g26540. The transcript is spliced from 2 exons. Bases 61 to 2184 code for a protein of 707 amino acids. Gene Ontology annotation, molecular function: protein binding; RNA binding. Gene Ontology annotation, biological process: RNA modification. The record is from RefSeq and is a predicted model, not a curated record. Lineage: Eukaryota; Viridiplantae; Streptophyta; Magnoliopsida; Fagales; Juglandaceae.
UCUGUCUGAGCCCUCUUCUGUUUUCAUAACUCAAAUUCAAAUCCCUCGAGCUGUUGUUACAUGGGCGUGAGUGCAGCCUCUAUACUGAACAGCCUUCUUCACAGCCGAACCAACCGGGCCCAUACUCAACCCACCAGCGCCAAAGUCUUGACCAACACCAUCCUCGUUCACCUCAGAGCGGGUCGUCUUCGCAAAGCUGUUUCCGUUCUCUUUGCUGCCCCAGUAUCCGUCCCUUAUUCCCUUUACGCACGUCUCUUCCGAAUAUGUUGUGCCAAUUUUGCCAUUGUUGAGGCGCGGAAGGUCGAGUCCCAUUUGGUCACCUUCUCACCUACGCCGCCGGUUUUUCUUUUGAACCGGGCAAUUGAGUCUUAUGGAAAAUGUGGGUGUUUGGUUGAUGCGAGGGAGCUGUUUGAGGAAAUGCCUCAAAGAGAUGGGGGGUCUUGGAAUGCUAUGAUUACGGCCUACGCACAAGGAGGGUGCCCUGGGAAGGCCUUGUCCUUGUUUUCAGUAAUGAAUGGUUUGGGAGUUAAUGCAAGUGAGGUCACGUUCGCCAGUGUUCUUGCGUCCUGUGCUGCAGUCUUGGCUCUUUGUCUUUCUAGACAAAUUCACGGGCUUAUUGUGAAAUAUGGGUUUUGUGGGAAUGUAAUCUUGGAGAGUUCACUUGUUGAUGUAUACGGGAAAUGUAAGGUUAUCAUUGAUGCACGCAGAAUGUUUGAUGAGAUCGAGAAUCCAACUGCUGUUUCUUGGAAUGUGAUUGUGAGGCGGUAUCUCGAGGUGGAUGAUGGAAAAGAGGCAGUGUUUAUGUUUUUUCAGAUGUUCCUAGAAGCUGUUAGGCCCUUGAAUUUUACUUUCUCUAAUGCACUUAUUGCUUGUUCAAGAAUAUCUGCGCUAGAGGAGGGGAUGCAAAUUCAUGGAGUUGCGAUUAAAGUUGGUUUUGGGGAUAAUGACGUUGUUUCAAGCUCUGUCAUUGAUAUGUAUGUCAAGUGUGGGAAACUAGAGAAUGCUCGCAGGGUAUUUGAACAGCCAGGUUCAAAGAAUUUGAUUUCUUGGACUUCAAUUGUGUCAGGGUAUGCAAUGAGUAGAAAAACUGGGGAGGCAAGAGAGCUGUUCGAUCAGAUGCCAGAACGCAAUGUAAUCUCCUGGAAUGCAAUGUUGGCAGGGUACACCUGUUCCCUUCAAUGGGAAAAGGCCUUGGACUUUGUAUUUUUGAUGCGCAAUUCAACUAAAGACAUUGACCAUGUCACGCUUGGAUUGAUACUAAACGUGUGUGCUGGUCUUUCAGAUGUUGAAGUGGGAAAACAGGUCCAUGGUUUUAUCUACCGAAAUGGUUUCUUUUCUAAUCUCUUUGUUGGCAAUGCCCUUCUUGACAUGUAUGGUAAAUGUGGGAACUUAAAAAGUGCCCGAGUUUGGUUUUACCAAAUAAGUCAAUGGAGGGAUAUUAUUUCAUGGAAUGCUUUGUUGACUAGCUAUGCUUGUCAUGGCUUGAGCGAACAAGCUAUGACAAUUUUCUCAGAGAUGCAGUGGGAGACUAGACCAAGUAAAUUUACAUUUGGAACCCUUUUAUCAGCCUGUGCGAAUACUUUUGCUCUUGAUCAUGGCAAACAAAUUCAUGGAUUUAUGAUUAGAAAUGGUUAUGAGAUUGAUAUUGUGAUCAGAGGAGCCUUGGUAGACAUGUACUCAAAAUGUCGUUGUCUUGAGUAUGCUCUCACAGUUUUCAAAGAGGCUGGUUCACGGGAUGUGAUUCUCUGGAACUCCAUAAUUUUUGGAUGUUCUCACAACCGAAGAGGUAGGGAGAUACUCCAAUUGUUCGGGUUAAUGGAGGAGGAAGGUAUAAAGCCAGAUCAAGUCACCUUUCAAGGAAUUUUGCUUGCUUGUAUAUGUGAUGGCCUAGUUGAGUUGGGAACGCAGUACUUUAAUUCAAUGAGCAAUGAGUAUUGCGUCAUGCCUCGGUUAGAGCACCAUGAGUGCAUGAUUGAACUAUAUAGUCGGCAUGGGCACAUGAUUGAGCUUGAGAAUUUUGUUAAAAACAUGGCAUUUGAACCCACUGCUCCCAUGCUGCUGAGUGUCUUCGACGCUUGUAGAAAACAUGGGCACAUAAGGCUUGGAGAAUGGGCUGCCGAACGACUUAAUCAAUUGAAUCCUUCGUCUCCAUUAGAAUUCCAAAUUGUCAAUGGAGAGAGGUAGUAUUCACUGGACUUACAGCUUGAAAGCAGCUACAUUCUUGCAUUGCAAGUUCUGCUUCCGAAAUUGCAACUUGCAGAUAUUGCAUCCAAAUUUUCUUCCAAGGAUAUUACAGUUCAUCUGUAGGUAGAUUUGGUCAUCUUUAUCUCCUUGGGACGUAACAUUGGAUUUAUUUGAACAAGUCACAUCAUAAUUUCUACACGCAACCUCCCUGAUGUAUAUUGUCAUACGGAUGUUAAAACCCUAAAUAUCCCAAUAUAAUGUAUAUGUAAUUGGAAAAUAAUCCUCCGUCAUGUAACCUACUGCUUUUGCACAGAAAGCAAUGGCAGGCUGUACCGGGUUAACACAUGGAGAGAUGUUUGGAUACCGAAAAGAACACAUCAGGUUCCUGAAGAUGGUAUUCCUGUGUCCUCAUGCCCACGCCUUGGGAUUCAGAGGAAAGAACAUACAGUUAUUGGUUGGUUUUAUAACCAAAGGAAAGGCAUACAUUUUAUGGUGAUAUAGCUGAAGCACCUAAGAUGCUAGCAAUGGCUCUCAUGUGGUAAUCGACUCCAGUGCCAACGGCCUCAAUUCUGUGUCUGCUCUCUCUUCUCAAGUAAAAGUUACUCUCAUUGUGAAAGUGAAUGAUGCAGGAGAAAUUACAUGAUGAAACAUGAAUUUCGGGCCAAGUUCGGUGGGGGCAGAUGGACAUGGCUUAGAAAAAGUUCUUCCUGGGUUCCUCUUUGCCUCCCUGUUUGCAUAUAUUUUUUACUUGUUAUUGUUUAUUUUUCAUUUUUAACUUAUUCUUAUGCUUUCUGAGAAUGAGGAUUUAAGGUGUGUUUCUACAUUUAUUGUAUUCUUUUUCAGUAAGGAACAAAGAGUCAAAACAGCCUGGAAUCGAACCCGGGUCUCUUGAGUUGAAGAGU